AAAUCUCGCCUGAGGUGAAUUUAAAUUUAAUAACAUAUUAAAUUAAAUAAAUCGUAUAUCUAUAAUUAUCUUUAGCAUUGCAAGUUGUAGAACUUUGUAAAGUUUAUAUCAUGAAAAAUAAACAGGCGAAAAAGGGCUCUGAAAAUAAUGAAAAAGAUAGAAAAAAAAGUGGAAGUUCCUCACUGUUGUCGUUUGGCAAAAUAUUCUUUCUCUUAAAUUUGGGAGUAGGCUUGCUUGCAGUCUAUAUUUAUAAAGAGUACUUGUCGCCACCAAAUGUGCCUGACGUAGAUUUAAAUGCCUAUUGGGGAUCAUACCCCAUGAAUCCCAAGCCUGACAAGUCUAUAAGAAAAUAUGAGGUGGAAUUUUCUGAUGUGAUGGCGAAUGAUUUAAGAGAAAGACUGCUACACCGAAGACCAUUUCCUCCACCUUUAGAAGAUGCCGGAUUCCAAUACGGCUUCAACUCAAACUUCCUCUCUCGGGUGCUAGAUUAUUGGCAGAACAACUACAAUUUUAAGGAGAGAGAGCAGUUCUUCAACAGAUAUGACCAUUUUAUGACCAACAUACAGGGACUGGACAUACAUUAUAUUCAUGUAAAACCAAAUGUAGAUGCAGGUGUUGAGGUGGUCCCGAUAUUACUGCUGCAUGGAUGGCCAGGUUCAAUUCGCGAGUUUUACGAGAUAAUACCAAAACUGAUCUCCAAACGACCUUCUCAUAACUUUGUCUUUGAAGUUAUUAUACCUAGCCUGCCAGGCUUUGGAUUUUCUCAGGCCCCAUCCCGGCCGGGUCUAGGUCCGACCGAGGUAGCAGUAAUUCUCGCUAACCUAAUGAAGCGCAUCGGCAUAGACAAGUACUACAUACAGGGCGGCGACGCGGGACACGCCAUCGGCUCCAUCAUGGCCACUCUCUUCCAAACCGAAGUCCUCGGGUUCCACACAAACAUGCCGGUCAUGUUCUUUGGUGUCCUGGCUAACCUAUACACUACUUUAGGUUCUCUAUGGCCGAGUUUGAUAGUGGAGCCGGAGCUCCAGAGUCGCCUGUACCCGCAGCAUGUACACCUGAUGCAUCAAAUUGAGGAGUCCGGAUACUUCCAUAUACAGGCUACCAAACCUGAUACCGUUGGUAUAGGUCUAACGGACUCUCCCGCUGGGUUAGCUGCAUACAUCCUCGAGAAAUUUUCCACCUGGACCAACAAAGACUUUAGGAAAGCGAGUGAUGGUAAUCUAUUAAGCAAGUUCACGUUGACUCAUCUCAUAGACAAUCUCAUGGUGUACUGGUCUACCAACAGCAUCACGACAUCAAUGAGGUUGUAUGCGGAGACAGCUAACAAGAGAUUCCUGUCCAUGAGAUUCGAUGACAUUCCAACAAAUGUGCCGACAUGGGGUAUUAAGUUCAAACACGAGUUAGCGUUCUACCCUGACUGUGUCCUCAAGUUGAAAUACAAGAACUACCUCCACUCUACUGUCGUAGAGGAUGGAGGUCAUUUCGCAGCCCUAGAAAUGCCUGACGUACUAGCUGACGAUAUAUUCGAGGCUGUGGACACUUUCCAACUAUUCCAUAGUAGCGGAAAGAAACCGCAAAAUAUCCAGCAGCCCGACUUCGAAACGGCCAAAUCAAUAUACGACUUUACAGUAAGAGACAUGUACGGUCGCGACAUUAAACUAGACAAGUACAAGGGAAAGGUAGUGCUGAUCGUCAAUGUGGCGUCGCAGUGCGGUCUCACGGACAGAAACUAUCAUCAGUUGAACGAGCUGUAUCAAAAGUACGCGGCUAGCCACGACCUGCGUAUACUAGCCUUCCCCUGCAACCAAUUCAAUGGCCAGGAACCGGGAUCCCCCAAGGAGAUCCUCAACUUCAUCAAAGAGAGGGGCGUGAAGUUUGACGUAUUCGAAAAGAUCGAAGUCAACGGUGAAAAUGCACAUCCACUAUGGAAAUACUUAAAACGCACCAAAAGCGGGACAUUCGGAGACUCCAUCAAAUGGAACUUCUCCAAAUUUAUAGUUGAUAAGAAUGGCGUCCCCGUGGAACGGUUUGGACCUAACGAAGAUCCUAUCAACUUAGAACCAUACUUGGCCAAAUAUUGGUAAUUUUUACUGC
This is a messenger RNA of Aricia agestis (brown argus), 2094 nucleotides long. RefSeq names its product juvenile hormone epoxide hydrolase-like (gene Jheh-lp3). Lineage: Eukaryota; Metazoa; Arthropoda; Insecta; Lepidoptera; Lycaenidae. Gene Ontology annotation, biological process: epoxide metabolic process; response to oxidative stress. Gene Ontology annotation, molecular function: glutathione peroxidase activity; epoxide hydrolase activity. The record is from RefSeq and is a predicted model, not a curated record. Bases 111 to 2084 code for a protein of 657 amino acids. The transcript has 9 exons.